CCUAUCUAUAAGUAGUUAGAGACGUCCAUUCCCCAAUUCAAGAAACAAAUACACAAAAUACAACAGUUCCAAUUCCCUCCAUCUCCAACCUAAGAUCUGGGCGCGUGACAUAUAAUUACUUCCAUAUAUCUCCACAUAAACAAGUCCAUGGCCAGUCCGAAAUUGAAGGCGCCGGUGGCGAUCAUAAGCAAGCUGUACUGCUCCCCGUCGCAGGUGGUGCUGACGGUCAGAAAACGGCCCCAAACCGUCACCGGCGGCGGGUUCGUGGUGACGGAGGAUUCGACCCAGAGUGUCGUUUUUCGGGUGGAAGGCUGCGGGGUGCUGGGAUCGCAAGGGGAACUCGUGGUCCGCGACCGCGCCGGAGACGCCUUGCUUCUCAUCCGUCGCAAGGAAGGCGUGGUCCAGGCGCUGAGCAUUAACAGGAAGUGGAAAGGCUACAGUUUUGAUUACGAAGGGAUCAGGAAGCUGGUGUUCAAGCUGAAGGAGCCCAAUUCGUGCUUGGGCCGGACCAGCGCGAUCCGGAUCUCGACGGAGCCCAGGAGGUCCAGCGGCGGGGACUGGGAUUUCGAGGUCCAGGGCCGGUUCCCGGAGAAAGCCUGCACCAUUGUGGAUCAUUUGGGCCGCAUCAUGGCCCAGAUUGGAGUGGAGAAAGGGAUGAGAAGCAUGGAUUUGUACUACGUGGUGGUGAAGCCCGGAGUGGAUCAAGCGUUUGUGUUCGGAGUGAUUGCGGUGCUUGACAACAUUUACGGUGAAUCCACGGCCUGUUAGAAAUUUCAAACGAUUUAUUUAGCGACUAAGGAAUCUGACGGGGAAAAGAAAGACACGGGAUUUGAAACCCACUGAACUAAGGAAUUCUAUUCGAAAAUCUAGGGUUUUUCUUUUUCUUUUCACCUUCUUCCUUUGUCAUGCAAAAGCAAGCUAGUGGCUGGUAAAUUGACUGCUGCUGCUGCUUUUGCUUUUCUUGUUACAUUGAUUCAAUGCAUCUUUCUUGUUUGUAAGUGUGGUUCAUUAAAUCUUUGCACAUAGUUUUUACCAUAAUUGGAUAUGAAGACUGUGUUUUUUUUUGUAAUACAUAUCCCCAAAAAGAAAAAAAAGAAAAAAAUUGUG
Linum tenue is the source of this 1107-nucleotide messenger RNA. NCBI's taxonomy places the organism in Eukaryota, Viridiplantae, Streptophyta, Magnoliopsida, Malpighiales, Linaceae. The record is from the annotation of a GenBank genome assembly.